AUGGCGAUUCCCGUGCCCAGAAGAAGGCAAUCCAAUAACAAGCUGUCCAAGAAAACAGAGUCCAGCUGCAUAGACCUCUGUUCCCUCCACACAAUCUUCCUUCAAACCCUAUCAAGAAUCCCUCUAGCCAUCUUCCUCCUGAUCCUCGUCUACAUUUGGUCUUCUUCCACCACCAUCAUGUCGGGUCACGUCGUCCACCUCUGCCUCUCGUCGCGAAAGCUCAACGAUCUCUACUGCCUCUCUGCCGGCACCCAGCCCCCUGAAUUCGACUUCCCACUCCUCCCCAACACUUCCUCUGCCUCCUCUUCCAACUCUUCCUCCACCAUUUUCGACGACGGUAACAGUACCACCGCGAAUGGUACUCUUACCGUCGACAUUGCUCCUCCUCCACUCAGCGAAGCUGAGCUAGCCAAUCAAGUCAUACAACAGCAUCUCCGCCUCCACCGAUCCUGGUCCUCCAAUUCAUCAUCAUCGUCGUCAUCCUGCGACGAAAGAGGGAUCUAUGUGUACGAUCUCCCAGCGAAGUUCAACAAGGACCUAACCGGUCAAUGUGGAGAAAUGAUGCCAUGGGCAGGGGAGGAUUUCUGCAAGUACUUCUCAAACGGAGGGCUCGGCAACCCAAUCGAAAAGCUCGGUCGAGGCUGGUACGACACUCAUCAAUACUCCCUCGAGCCGAUCUUCCAUUCGAGGAUCCUGAACCAUCCUUGCAGAGUCCACGACGAGGAUCGAGCCAAGCUCUUCUACGUUCCAUACUACGGCGGCCUAGACAUCCUGAGAUGGCACUUCAGGAACGUGUCGAACGACGUGAAGGACACGUUGGGGCUCGACUUGAUGAAAUGGCUCGAGUCGAGGAAGUCAUGGAAGUCGAAAUCCGGUAAGGACCAUGUCUUUGUGUUGGGGAAGAUCUCGUGGGAUUUCAGGAGGCGGCCCGAUUCGGAGUGGGGGACCCGGUUCCUGCAAUUGGACCAGAUGAAGAACCCGACCAAGCUUAUGAUCGAGAGGCAGCCGUGGGAGGUCAACGACAUUGGAAUCCCACACCCGACUUACUUUCACCCGCAUUCGGACGAAGACGUGCUCGCGUGGCAGCUACGCGCAAUGCGAUCGCCACGUAGGAGCCUGGUCAGCUUCGCUGGAGCUGACCGACCCGGUCAGACCGAGAGCAUCCGGUCGAUUUUGAUCGAGCAGUGUGUCGGUUCGACCGAUCAGGGUCGGUGCAGGUUUCUGAAUUGCAGCCUGGGUGGGUGUGAUCGACCCGAAUCGGUGAUCGAGCUGUUUAUGGAGUCGGAGUUCUGCCUCCAGCCACCAGGGGACAGUCCGACGAGGAAGUCGGUGUUCGAUUCACUCGUUUCUGGGUGUAUUCCGGUUUUGUUUAGUCCUUUCACGGCUUACUAUCAGUAUCCCUGGCAUUUGCCCGUGGAGCACGAGAAGUACUCGGUGUUUGUGGAUGAGGAAGAAGUGAGGAAGAGGAAGGUGAAUGUGGUGGAGAGGCUGAUGAAGGUUUCGGUUAGGGAGAGGGAAGAUAUGAGGAGGUUUAUAGUGUAUGAGUUGUUGCCCGGGUUGGUCUAUGGAGAUUCUGAGUCUCAGCUUUCCAAGUUUCAGGAUUCGUUUGAUAUUACUGUGAAUAAUCUUAUUGAGAGGGUUAACAGUUUGCUAUGA
Messenger RNA from Linum tenue, 1656 nucleotides. The record is from the annotation of a GenBank genome assembly. NCBI's taxonomy places the organism in Eukaryota, Viridiplantae, Streptophyta, Magnoliopsida, Malpighiales, Linaceae.